GGUGACUGGCCUCUUUUAGUAUCGAAGAGGCUGUGAUAUUGCAUAGCUUUGCCUCAGAAGAGCCAUGACAUGCCGUGCCAUGAAGUGGAAGUGAUAUGGCGAGCAACUCCAGUGAUGGAGAGCAGACCUUCCGCAUGCGCUUCUACAACUUCAACAUGGCCAACAGCAAUACGUUUGAAGGGCUCCAUCAAUUGCAGGGCGCGCUUGGCCGAUCUUUGGAAGACUGGAUCCAGGAGCCUUUUCCCGACGGCCAGUCCUGUGAUGCGGUCUUCGUGACCUUGACUGAGACCAGGCUGCACUUGGGCCCAUGGGUGAGAGAGUAUCGGAGCCAUUCCAACUCGAAAUUGGAUUGUGCCACAUAUCAGAGGUCAGUGUCCGAACCUGACUGUAGGACUAAUGACAUGCCGUGGAGCGGCAUGCUGGAUGGCAUGGCGGAAAAGUACAACGGGAACUUGAAGACUCUCCUGCUGUUCCUUGACGGAAGGUUCUCCCGGUCCCGGUUUCGGGGAGAUCCUGAAAUGUCUCCGCUCUUUGGAAGGCUGACCGACAAGCGUUUAGCUGGAGUGGCACUGCCGAAUCCAAAGAAGGCAUUCAUGGGGCGCAGCCUGCUUUCACGGCAAGGGCCGCUGCAUGUGUGCUUUGCAGGCGCACAUUUUCCGAUUGCAGAAGUCGCUGCUGCUUUGGAUGACUCCCAGAACCCCUUGGAGACUUCCAAGGUCAUCAUGGCAAGGAUUCUCCGACGAGUUCUGCGCAAUGCGUCCUAUCAUGGGCUUUUGUCCGAGAACACCUUGCUCCUGCUACAAGGUGACCUCAACAGCCGGACAGUGCUGGUGGACGGUGUUAAGGAUAUCCUCAAGGAGGUGAUGGCAGAUACGAAGCUCCAGGCCGCCAUCCGCCACAGCCUUCCAGUCCCUGAAGGGGAAUGGUUCGAGCCCAGUGGUAGGACAAGUGCCCUCAACCUGCCUGUUACUUACAAAUUCAGCUCAGAGGUCGGCACCGCAUUCAAGCAAGCUGACAGCGACUUGGUAGCUUGUGAGCUGAGUCGUUCCUAAGGAGGAAGUCUGAGGAAUUGCUUUGAUGAGUGAUUAGGCAUUUGUGGAUUCUUGUAUAUGUGUGUGCUUGUGUGCUUCAUGAAACACAAGGUCUCGCAUGGUUCAAACAGUGAACUUUUUGACAUGUAAAGCAUCAGACAUUUACCGCAGGCCGGCCUUUCGCGUCAAAACAGGAG
This is a messenger RNA of Durusdinium trenchii, 1228 nucleotides long. NCBI's taxonomy places the organism in Eukaryota, Dinophyceae, Suessiales, Symbiodiniaceae. The record is from the annotation of a GenBank genome assembly.